AUGAUGCAGAGGCAGCUCUUGAAGAAGCUCAGUUUCAGACCUCCCAAUGGCGUCACUCAAUUCAAUCAACGGAGAGAGAUGCACAGCAGGAACAAGAAGGCCAUGGAGUUGAUAGCCAAAGGGUGGAGUGCUUUGAAAGAAGUGGACAGAGUUAUCGAUUACUGCGAGCUCAAUGGCCGCCGUCUCAUCCCUCUGUUAAGGGCAGCAAAGGAAAACUUUGAGCUGGCUCUGGAAGCUGACAAUUCAAACACCCAUGCCAGGUUUUGGUUGUCCAAACUGCAUUUGAAAUACCAUGUCCCGGGGGCUUGCAGAGCCGUAGGAGCUGCUCUGUUAAUUGAAGCCGCAAAUAUGGGUGAUCCGGAUGCGCUGUAUGAACUAGGUUGUAAGCUUAGAGUCGAAAAUGAAUACGUCCAAUCGGAUCAACAAGCUUUCCAUUAUCUGGAGAAGGCUGUGGACCAGCUGCACCCAGGUUUACCUUCUGGGGCAUCGGACAAGGGGCAUGCUGGUGCAGCUAUAGCAUUUAGGUCUCUUAUUCUUAGAGAUGUUGAAAUCCCAGAAUCUGUGACCAAGCUAACUUCAAAGAGGGGUUCUUUGGCCAGGACGGCAAGAAAGAAUGGAGAAAGCCUUGUUACCGAUCCUGUAGAGAUGGGAAGAGCACGGUUCCAGAUUGCUGCGAAAGGAGGAUGUGAUUUAGGACUCAAAUGGUUGGAAAGACUUGAGGAGGAAGAGAAGCAACUAUUGACUGGAAGUGAAAUGGUUGAACAGACUUGA
Molecule: messenger RNA, 771 nt
Organism: Prunus armeniaca (apricot)
Lineage: Eukaryota; Viridiplantae; Streptophyta; Magnoliopsida; Rosales; Rosaceae
Source: the annotation of a GenBank genome assembly